AUGUUCCGCCUAAGAGCUGCUGCUGCGUGCUCGAAGCGCCGGACAUUGGCGACGCUUCCAUCGUAUCAGGACAUACAGGCGAAGUUUAUAUUUUCCAAGCAGGCAUCGAGCAUUGAGGAUGUGCUAAGUAGCACUGCGGGACAGCCCGCCAUUAUAAACGGUUGGAUCGAUAGAAAGCCAAGAAAGGUGGGUAAAGGGCUGGUGUUUGGCUCCCUUAGAGACAUCAAUGGUGACAAGAUCCAGCUUGUGGACUCGCAGGCGCUGUUGAAGCAGAGCCAUGUUGAAGAUGCCGUCCAGAUUGAGGGUAAAUUGGUGCAGAAGCGGCUCAAGGAGGAUGAGAAGACGCCCGAGUACGAGAUUCAGCUCACCAGCCUGCGGACAUUGAAUGGGUGCAAUCCGAAAGCUGCGCAGAUGCAGGAAUGUAAGAUGUCCGAAAGCUAUCCUCCCGAGUAUCGCCACCUCCAGUUGCGGCUCCCGGCCUUCCAAGCCCGGAUGAAGAUGCGCCACAAUGCCUCUAAGACGGUUCGGGCAUCGCUGGAGAAGCUCGGGUUCAUGGAGGUCGAAACUCCGCUCCUAUUCAAGUCCACACCAGAGGGCGCCCGCGAAUUCCUGGUGCCAACCAGACAUAAGCAGGGGAAAGACCCUCUCUUUUACGCUCUUCCACAGUCACCGCAGCAAUACAAACAGUUACUCAUGGCCGGCGGUGUGUCGAAGUACUAUCAGCUUGCUCGCUGCUUCCGCGAUGAAGAUCUCCGGAGCGACCGACAGCCGGAAUUCACCCAGGUGGAUUUGGAGAUGGCUUUCGCCAAUGGCGAUGAUGUCAUGCGUGUUGUAGAGAGCACGGUUCUGAACACAUGGAAUGAGGUUGCACUCUCCGGAAAGCUUCAUACCCUCGACAAGGCGCUUAAUAUCGUGCCCUGUGGCCCGGACACACCUGUAUCACGCCUCACCUAUCACCAGGUAAUGACCCAGUAUGGUAUUGACAAGCCUGAUUUGCGCUUCAAAGACCUGAAGAUAGUGGACCUCUCGGAGUUCAACGUUCAUGGACACAUGCACAAACAGUUCCCCGUCUUCGAGAUAUUAAUUCUACGCAAUGCAUUUGACACGCCAGAAGACUUCAAGAAACACUGGACCCAUCUAAGUGAUCCCAAUGAAUACAACUACCGGAAGCCAAUUGUUGUACCUAUCACUGAUACGAAGCUAGAAUCGAACUGGUUUGAGUCUUUUCUUCCGAUAGCCAACUUUGAGAAUCCAAAGCUUGUUGCCAAGUUCUUUGACCUAAAGCAGGGCGAUAUUGUCUGUGGUGCCACGCGUCAGCGUACAAACGAACUUUUUGAGAACCCAACUCCGUUAGGUCGGCUGCGCCAGCUCGUUAUUCGUUCCCCUCGUGGUAAAGAAUUAUACCAAUCCACUGAUAGAGAUGUUGCCUCGUGGGUUGUCGAUUUCCCGUUGUUUUCCCCGGAAGAAGCGUCCGGCACUGAAACUCGCAAGUCAGAAUAUCCCGCAUAUGAUGCAAGCCGCCUCUGCUCCAUGCAUCACCCCUUUACAAUGGUAAGACUGCAGGAUUACCAAAAGCUUUCUGAGAAGCCGCUUUCCUGCCUCGGACAGCACUAUGAUUUCGUUGUGAAUGGUGUGGAACUGGGAGGCGGCUCCACCAGAGUUCACGAUCCAGUACUACAGCGGUAUAUCUUUAACCAAAUAUUGAAGAUUAACAACGAAGAUCAGGUCUUUGGUCACCUGCUAGAAGCCUUUUCUAUGGGUACACCUCCCCACGCAGGUUUCGCGAUUGGUUUUGACCGGAUGGUCGCGAUGAUGUGUGCCAAGGAAAGCAUAAGGGAUGUCAUUGCGUUCCCAAAGAGUGUCACCGGCUCCGACCUUCUAGUCCGCAGUCCGUCAGUGGUACCUGAAACAACUUUGGCUGGCUACAACAUCGCUCCUGUGCCCGAAAAGUCAUAA
Eremothecium gossypii ATCC 10895 is the source of this 1956-nucleotide messenger RNA. It is a transcript of the gene MSD1, whose product is annotated as aspartate--tRNA ligase MSD1. Lineage: Eukaryota; Fungi; Ascomycota; Saccharomycetes; Saccharomycetales; Saccharomycetaceae. Gene Ontology annotation, molecular function: ATP binding; aspartate-tRNA ligase activity. Gene Ontology annotation, biological process: aspartyl-tRNA aminoacylation. Gene Ontology annotation, cellular component: cytoplasm; mitochondrion. The record is from RefSeq and is marked provisional. The transcript has a single exon. The coding region runs from base 1 to 1956 and encodes 651 amino acids.